GUGUUCAGAGAAAUCUCUGGAUAAAGAACGAGGAAUGGAGACUGGGCAGACUCUGCUGUAACAGGAAAAGGAACAGGAAAUCCUCCUCCUCCUCCUCCUCAAAGCCUCAGAUAAAUCCACUGCACUAGAUUUAGCCUAAUCGCAGAAACAAGUUUGAACAAGGACUUUCUGAAAAAAAGUACAAGCGUACAAAAUCAAGAAAGAGGAAAAAAAGGUAAACAAAUCCCCAAAUCAUUGUUCCAGACAUUUUGCUAGUGAAUCAAAACGGACGUAGCUUGUUUUUACGAAACUUUGGGAAAAUAAUGAUGCUGUUUUCACUUUCGAUUCUUUCUUUGUUAACAGAUGUAACUUCCGGUUUUUGUCGAGAUGGUUUUGCGCAGGUGCAGAACUGGUGUUUUUCUUUCAAUCUUCAACCUGUAGGAAUGUAUGACACAUCACGUGAGUGUGACCGACAGGGGGCGGGACUUGUUACUCUGGACUCAGCUCAAAAAGAAAGGGCAUUAACUCAGUUCAUUGAAGAUAUGAAUUUCUUUGGCCUUCAACAGGAUAGAAGUGCUCUCCAGCGAUCUCUCGAAGAACUGAUGAACACCGACAACGACGCAGCCGCAUUUUGCGAGGACUAUAAAAAGAACGGAGAAACAUCCAAGUCGUACACGUUUAUCCCUAAUGCAAAGAUCCCGCUGGGCUCUAACCCGGAGGAUCGCGCCAACCACACCACCCCAGAGGGGUUCCGUAUCAAGCUGUCCACGAUCCCGGGGGCUGGAUUCGGGGGAUUCACAGAGGGGUUUGUACCGAAACACACCAUCAUAGGAAGUUACGAGGGACUCAUUCACACCAACCACAAAGACGAUGACCUUUACUCCUGGCAGACAGAGAAGGUAGGAUCGGAGGGUAUGUACGUCAUAGACGCCGGAAAUCCGGCCAACAGUAACUGGUUACGGUGGAUCAAUUGUGCCGGAAAUGUGGAACAGGAGAACGUAAUAGCUGUGUCGUGCGCAGGCCUGAUCCUGUACAUGACUACUAGAGAUAUUUAUCCCGGAAGUGAGAUGUUUGUCUGGUAUGGUGACGGGUACGGAGAUUAUCUCAAAAUCAGCCGAGUUCACCCAGAGUCGGAUCUACAAGGGAUUUUUAACAUCCGGGUAAACGUCCUCUCGUUUGAUGAGGAGGACCGAACGAUCUACAACGACGGAAGUCCCGUCACAUACAUGAACUGGAUACCGGAAGCAGCGUCUGACGUUGUCGACAACACAUUUGGCCUCGUUCUGAUGUACAAUGGAAGCGAAUGGAAAUGGUUUCCGGAGAAGGACUAUCGAUAUUUUACCGGACCGGAAGGACUACAUCUUCCAUAUGUAUGUGAGGAUAGAACAACUUACAAUGAGGAUGGCGUUAUCGAUCCUGAUUACAGGGAUUAUGAGACAGGGGACACGACUUCAAGUCACAUAGACUCCGAAAUUUUAGCUGAAGGCGACAUGAAGCCAUUAAAAAGUGAGGAUCGAUUAGAACCGGAAGUAGUGUGUGAUGGUUCAGUGUAGAGUCUUCUUGUGUUUGCUUAAUUUAUUUUGUUGGUUAUGUUCUGGAGAGAAAGAAAGUGUGACAGACACAGAGAAAAAGAAUGAGAGUGAGAGAGAUAGAAUGGAUAAGCCAGAGGUUGAGUGAAUGAGCGAAAGAGAGAGAGAGAGAGAGAGCGUUUUAUUUAUUUUUUGAAAUAUGUUAUUUCAUUUUUUUUAAACAUAGAACUGUGAUUUAUUUUAAAGUAUUACACUGGACAUUUUUAAAGGAAGACAUUAUUCUUAACAUUAUUAAUUCUUUAUUUAUAUAUAAAUAUACAUGUACAUGUCUUUGUAAUGAAAUAAAAUUUACCAUAUAAUAA
Molecule: messenger RNA, 1870 nt
Organism: Saccostrea echinata
Lineage: Eukaryota; Metazoa; Mollusca; Bivalvia; Ostreida; Ostreidae
Exons: 9
Coding region: 303-1532 (409 amino acids)
Cellular component (GO): nucleus
Molecular function (GO): protein binding
Source: RefSeq, a predicted model, not a curated record